CUCUUCCUGCCUAUUGCAGCUCGCCGUCGCGUACGACGAGCAACACAGCGAUCACAACCAUGGCACUCCCGCCGUCCGUCGAAGUCCCCAUCGUGUCCUCCGCCAUGAGGGCAAACGUCCUCGACGAAGAUCCGAGUCCGCUCGCGGUGCAGUUCGAUGACACUUGUGUGGUCAUCCCCGACCCAGUCGUCCAAUCGCGCAUGCCUCGGCUCAUCAAAAAGUCCUACUCUCUUCCGCUUUGGAGGAAGAGGUCCAAUUCCAACCUGCCACCGACAGACACUGUUGAAGUGGCGGGCAGCCCAGAGGACAGGCCCGGUGUAUCCAUCACCGUCCCAUUACCCAGUUUUUCCAAAUCUCGCUCUCCGAGUCAGGGCGAGCAGAUCCAUCAACCCUUGGUCUCGUGCCUUGUCAACGGGCACACGCCCUCGCCUCGCAAACUUGCCAGACGGCCAUCCCUCCCUCUCCCACCCCGUCUGGACGCCGCCACGGUGCCGUUGCGCCCGUGCUGCCUCGAGUGCUACCCGAUCACAGAAGAGUGUCUGCGCAAAGACGUCACCUGGGAAGAGAAGUUCACGCGCGGAGCGCGGCGGCGGCGGAACUCGAGUGCGGACGCACACGUACACGCACACGCGCACGUGCAGCGGCACCGCAAAGUGUGCGACGACGUGCCCGGCUUCGAGAGCGUCGUCUUCGCGGACGAGGUCGACAAGCGGCGUUCCGGCACUUUUGAAACGCUGGAAGUGUCCUCAGACGGCGAGGUCGAACAGCUCGUGCCGUCGUUCUCGCGGCGGCUGGAGUUCGGCGCAGAGCCUCUCGCCUCGCGGAACGCUGUUGUGAUCGCGGAGGAGGCCGAGGAGGCCCUCUUCCCGCUGCCCUCACCGAGCGCGUCCUUUUCCCACCUCCCCCUGUCUGCCCCUGGUGACAGUUCCGCUCUGCUUUCACAGAGUCCCGACGCCGUGCCUAGCCUCUCGCCUGCUGGGGCGCCUGCGCUAGACGACGCGCACCGCGCGAGCGUGUACUACACCCCCGACAGCUCGCCCCUGGCGUCGCCGCGCGAACCCGCAUACACCCGAAGCUCGCGCGAGAGCUCGUUGUCCCGCGGCUCGGACCCGCCGCUCACGCCCUCGCCGCCAGUGCCAGCAAAAGACGCGUCUGCGAAACGUGGCAUGUCGAUCCCGCUCGCGUCGUUCGAGUUCGUCGCGUCGCCCGAGCUGGACCUCCCCGCAUACCCCGUCAUGCGCCAGAGCGCCUCCGCCGCAAGCCUGCCAGGCACCCCCGAGCUCGGGGCGGUGCCGCGGAGGAAGCACUUCAUGCACAUGCCGAACCUGCCUGGGCCGGGGUCGUUCCUGCGGGCGGGAGCGGAUCUCUUCAAGAGCGUCGGCGGUCUCGGAGGGGCGGUCCCGCUCAGCGUGUAGUCUGUCAUUGCGAGUCUGCAAUGUCGACGCUGUAAAGACGUUCCUAAACUUUGGAGACUUUUGGGAGGCUGUUGGUGGCGCAUAUACCCAUCAUUUUGGUUGUUGGUGUCGAUUUGCUUUGUUGUGCGGGUGUGGAUUUUGGCUUCAGUGUUCUCUGCAUCAGUGUAUUUGUACCUCUCAUGCAUAUUGUCUUUGUGCAUAAUCUUCUCGUACACAUCCUCAUAACUUCAUUCAUCUCAAUUGUCCAUCGCUGUUCCAUUGUACGCUAGUAGCCUGUUGUUCGACCCCGUCGUAAU
Molecule: messenger RNA, 1711 nt
Organism: Phanerochaete carnosa HHB-10118-sp
Lineage: Eukaryota; Fungi; Basidiomycota; Agaricomycetes; Polyporales; Phanerochaetaceae
Exons: 2
Coding region: 60-1415 (451 amino acids)
Source: RefSeq, a predicted model, not a curated record